AUGGCACGCUUGUCAGGUCUUCAGCGUGAGGUUCUGUCAUUAUACCGCAAGUGUCUUCGCGAAACACGAAAGAAGCCUGCUCAGGAUGUGAGGCCAAAUUUCCUUCAAUUUACUCGAUCAGAAUUCCGUGAACACAAAGACUAUGACAAGAAGGACUUUAGUGCCAUCGAGUACAUGCUUCGAAAGGGCCAACGGCAACUGGAAAUUUACUCGUCCCCUGGAAUCCGAAAUGUCAUGAAGUAG
Messenger RNA from Aureobasidium vineae, 243 nucleotides. NCBI's taxonomy places the organism in Eukaryota, Fungi, Ascomycota, Dothideomycetes, Dothideales, Saccotheciaceae. The record is from the annotation of a GenBank genome assembly.